AUGACAGACACGUGGGCCUAGCAGACCUGCAUCCCGAUGUCUUUGCAGUAAUGCCCCGGGUCGACAUCCUGCACACGGUCGCAGUCUGGCAGAGGAACUACAAGAGGAUAAGCUACGCCAAGGUGAAGACGCGAGCGGAGGUGCGCGGCGGCGGCAAGAAGCCCUGGGCACAGAAGGGCAGCGGCCGGGCCCGGCACGGCAGCAUCCGCUCCCCCCUCUGGCGUGGCGGCGGCAUCAUCCAUGGCCCCAGGGGCCCCACCAGCUACUACUACAUGCUGCCCAUGAAAGUGCGCGUCUUGGGCCUCAAGGUGGCGCUGACGGCCAAGCUGAUGCAGGACAACCUGCACGUUGUGGAUGGCCUGGACAUGCCGACCUUUGACCCCCAGUACCUGGCAGACCUAGCACAAUACAGGCACUGGGGCCAGUCCGUGCUGAUUGUCGAUGUCAACAAGAUGCCUGAGAACAUCAUGAAGGCAGCAGCCAGCCUGAAAACCAUCACCCUGGUGCCAGCCCUAGGUCUCAACGUGCACAGCCUGCUCAAGCACGAGACGCUGGUGCUCACGCUGGACACGCUCGCCUUCCUGGAGGAGAAGCUGCUGUGGCACGACUCCCGCUACACCGCGCUGUACCCCUUCCACCUGCCCUACAGCGACUUCCCCUAGCCCGGGGGACGGCGCCUGCUGCGGAGAGGCCUCUGCGCGGCGAGCCUCUUGAGUGAGUCGGCCCCACUGAGCGCGUGCGGAAAGGGGACUGGCGCCGAGGCAGCGUCCCGCUGCUCUCCCACGAUGCACCUGGGGGCUGCAAAGUGGCUUGGAAGUGACUGGUCUCUGCACGGUGGACAGGAGGGAAGCUGGGCCGCGCCCUCGGGGGCGGGAGGAUGGGGAGGGUUGCCUCCUCCGGCUUGCCUGGAGCGUGACUGUUAAACGGCCUGUCCUGCCGACGUACGGCCAUUAAAGAGCUGCCGC
This is a messenger RNA of Emys orbicularis (European pond turtle), 965 nucleotides long. RefSeq names its product mitochondrial ribosomal protein L4 (gene MRPL4). The transcript is spliced from 7 exons. Gene Ontology annotation, cellular component: ribosome. The record is from RefSeq and is a predicted model, not a curated record. Gene Ontology annotation, biological process: translation. NCBI's taxonomy places the organism in Eukaryota, Metazoa, Chordata, Testudines, Emydidae. The coding region runs from base 51 to 662 and encodes 203 amino acids. Gene Ontology annotation, molecular function: structural constituent of ribosome.